AUGGCUGUAACAUUGCACACCCACAAGCACUACGGACAAAUACCUGUCGCUGCGCCCCGCAGCGUCACCCAGACGUUUCAAGCCAAACCGAAUCCUCUCACGCUAUUCAAAUUCCAGGAUGACUUGAAGAGUUACCCAACAACUCGACCCUUGAUCCCAAGACAAUUAUUCUCAAGGACCAAGACCUCAGUCUUGAUACUCCUAGCCAUCACCGCAUAUCAACUCACAAAACCUGCGAUAGGAAUCGAUGCGGCGCUACCUCCCCAAAUGUUUGAUCCUCAACCGCAACAGCCAAUCAAGCACAAGCCAGAAGAAUUUUCAAGUCUCUUAAGCGUCCGAAAAUUCUCCUUUGGUACUCUUACCGGCAUCUGUGCUGGCGUUUCAUUGAUCAAGAUCAAUUGGAAGACAUGGGCCAACCAAUACGAGUCCAAGUUCUGGUUGGCCAAGGAGCCACCGACCAAGUCGAUUGUCGCCAGGUUUAUGGACUUCUUGAGGAGCGAUUUCCCGUAUUGA
Molecule: messenger RNA, 513 nt
Organism: Puccinia graminis f. sp. tritici CRL 75-36-700-3
Lineage: Eukaryota; Fungi; Basidiomycota; Pucciniomycetes; Pucciniales; Pucciniaceae
Exons: 3
Coding region: 1-513 (170 amino acids)
Biological process (GO): autophagy of mitochondrion
Cellular component (GO): mitochondrial outer membrane
Source: RefSeq, a predicted model, not a curated record